AUGUCAAGAGGACGAAAAAGGAAAUCUGACAAAGGCCUGCUCAGUGCAGGCUCGAUGAAACAGGCUGUCAAAGAUGUAAUUGUACAUAACUUGAGUUUAAGGAAGGCAGCGGAGAAAAACAACGUUAAACACCAGACAUUAGCUAGGUACGUUAAAAAAACACAAGAUACUGAAGGUAAUAAAGAAGAAUUAUCUUACCGCCCCCACUAUGAUACACGGAGAGUGUUUUCCGACGAACAGGAAAAUAUUCUGAAGGAUUUCAUUAUCAAAUGUAGCCAAAUGUGCUACGGCAGGUCCACAAAAGAUGUUAGACAGUUAGCUUAUGAACUUGCCGUCCACAACAAAAUUCAUAUCCCAAAGCAAUGGAUAGAGAAUAAGACAGCGGGGGUGGACUGGUUACAGGGGUUCAUGAAACGUCACCCAGAACUGAGUAUUAGGCAACCAGAAGCCUGCAGCCUUUCUAGAGCUACAUCCUUCAAUCGCAACAACGUCGAGCAGUUUUUUCGAAACUUAGAAGAUGUAUUGAAGCGCUACAAUGGUUUUGCCGCUGGAACUCGUGUCUAUAAUCUGGACGAGACCUCCACAACCACAGUCCAAAAAUCCUCAAGGAUUUUAGCGAAAAAAGGAGUGAAGCAAAUAAACAAGGUGACUAGUGGAGAACGUGGAUUAUUGGUAACCACCUGCUGCAUUAUAAGUUCUGCAGGAAAUGCUUUACCACCAGCUAUGAUCUUUCCCAGGGUUAAUUUCAAGCCUCACAUGUUACACGGAGCUCCAUCAGGAACCUUAGGCCUCGCUACCCCAUCGGGUUGGAUGAAUUCUGAGCUUUUCGUAUCUGUUAUUAAGCACUUUAUUUUGCACUCUGGCAGUUCAAAGUUGAAUCCAACCUUGCUACUGUUCGAUAAUCAUGAAAGUCACCUUUCAAUUGAAACCCUGAACCUGGCUAAAGACAACGGAGUUGUUAUUUUAACACUGCCGCCCCAUUGUUCUAAUAAACUACAACCAUUGGAUGUAUCAGUAUUUGGGCCAUUCAAGACCUAUUAUAACAGUGCAUUGGACUCAUGGAUGAUGACAAAUCCUGGAAUUCCAGUUACAAUAUUCCAGAUUGCCGAGUGCGUUGGAUAUGCGUUUGACAAAUCCAUGACCCCAUCAAAGCAGGUUUCAAAAAAUGUGGCAUUGUGCCAUUUGAUAGCCACGUUUUUGGAGAUGACGAUUUCCGAAUGA
Messenger RNA from Coccinella septempunctata (seven-spotted ladybird), 1221 nucleotides. RefSeq lists its product as uncharacterized. The transcript has 3 exons. Gene Ontology annotation, molecular function: DNA binding. Lineage: Eukaryota; Metazoa; Arthropoda; Insecta; Coleoptera; Coccinellidae. Gene Ontology annotation, cellular component: nucleus. Bases 1 to 1221 code for a protein of 406 amino acids. The record is from RefSeq and is a predicted model, not a curated record.